AUGACCGUUGCCAUGUUGCGGUCUCUGACUGCAACACAGUCGCCCGCAUUGACGGCAGAGGCAGUGAAUCCUCUCUUUGAUUCAGUCACUCUCCAAAAAGCAUGGGAGAUCUUGGAUAUCAUUCACCGGUAUCGCAUGCCAAUUUCCCCCAACACGGUUGAUCGCAGUGAUGAAGGCACACUCAAGUUUCUUUCGAUUAUCUACACUCAAGUGCGAUCCUCAAGUCGGAUCCAAAUGGUCUUGCCAGCUUUCCCUUUCAAGUCACCUAACCGUGUGAGCAAAACGCUAGGAGCACUGCCCGACAAAGGAGAAGAGCUUGGAAUGGCCCAUCUGAAUGGGCUAUGUGCUGCAAUCGCAGACAAAUAUGAGCCGGGGGCCGAGUUGACCAUCGCGUCAGAUGGCCUUGUGUAUAAUGAUCUUUUAGGUGUUUCUGAUGCCGAGGUAUACUUCUACGGAGAACAUUUGCGGCAAAUGGUCAAAGACAAUGGCUACAAGCAUAUUACAUUCAUCCGUCUCCGAGAUCUCGUUCAAUGGCAAGUCGAGACUCCACUCGAUGUCGCUACCUACGAGAAGCACGCUGGCGAGUUUCGUCAAAGGUUGAUUGAUAGAUUCACGCCAUUAGACUACGACUGUCGUGAAAGUAUCCUUGCAGACGAGGACGUCUGCUCUACAUAUCGCGGCUAUAUCAAAUUCCUAGCCAAAGACUUGGAGCAUACUGCGGAGUCGAAUUCGUCGAAACGGUCCCACAAGCAGAAGCUGGAGGAGAUAGCAAAGAAGAUGAUCGCCCGUGGAAAGGCAUUCGCAGAAGCAAUCAAAACAAAUUAUCCAGACCACGUCAGGCUCUCAAUUCAUCCUUCAAGUGGAUCCACGAAGAUUUCGAUUCAGGUCUUACCUCUUGCGAAAUUCGCAACUACUCCUUGGCAUUCAACCCCAUGCUUCAGGCUUGAUGGCGGGGUCGAAUAUGGCAUGAGGGAGAUCUUCGAUCAAAACCCCGAUGUUGAGUUGGUUCACAAAAAUGGGCAAGCUUGGUACUAUCGAUACAAGUCACCACUCUACUCAUGGCCAGAGGAAGUAGAGAUGGAACCCCUGUACCCCUGUGGCUUGAUGAUCCGCUCUCUGACGAACCUCUCUGUUCACGAUGUUGACAUGCAAAUGAUUCGGGACCUUGCUCAAGAGGUUUCCCCUGUGAUCCUCCGUGGCUUCAAGGAUACUCGGGAUCGCGAGAUAUUUGUCAAAAAAGCCGAACAGAUGGGAGAACCUCUUCCAUGGAAGUUUGGGUUGGUUUUAGAGGUGAAGGAUCAUGGAAGUGAUAGUAAGGGACUCAACAAUGUCCUCUCGUCGGAAUGGAUGCCAUUCCACUACGACGGGUUAUUCAAGAUCGAGAAGUCACUUGAUGCAGAUGGAAAGGAGGUAGUUCAAUCUAAGCCUCCCAAGUUCCAAUUCUUCACCAGCUUGACACCCUCUCCCAAAGACUCGGGAUUUACUCUGUUCUCCACAUCGCGUCUCAUAUGGCACUACCUGCCCAGUGGAUACUCGGUGGAUAGUCUCCGCAAACUUUCCUGGACGGUGGAGACCGACUCGUUUGAUAAUGCGAAAGUGUCUGGUUUACCUCUGAUUGAGGAUCAUUUCGCUCACCACCGGCCUUGUCUCCGCUACCAUGAACCUUGGCCCCAGGAAAAGACUGUCUUCACUCCGACAAAGAUCACCGUCCAAGGUACACCGGAUUCUGCCGAAGUGUGUCGCACUCUGGAUAGUCUCCUGCAUGAUCGACGGGUGGCUCUGUGGCAUUGCUGGGAAGAGGGAGACUGGCUGAUCAGCGACAAUGUGACGACAAUGCAUACCCGGAGCUCCUUCAUGGGGAACUCGGAUCGCUGCCUGUGGCGAAUCCACGUUGAUUGA
Penicillium olsonii is the source of this 1899-nucleotide messenger RNA. The record is from the annotation of a GenBank genome assembly. NCBI's taxonomy places the organism in Eukaryota, Fungi, Ascomycota, Eurotiomycetes, Eurotiales, Aspergillaceae.